CCGCGCACAUGUGGGCGGAGCCAAGAUGGCCGAGGAGCUGAUUGCGACGAGAACUCAAUUUCCUGCAUCUGCUGAAUCUCAAAACCCCCAGCUAAAGAAAGCUCUGGAGUUUCCUAUUUUGGAGAAGCAGAACUGGUUGAUACAUCUCCACUACAUCCGGCAGGAUUAUGAAGCAUGCAAGACUGUUAUCAAAGAACAGCUACGGGAGACCCAGGGGUUAUGUGAAUAUGCUAUCUAUGUCCAAGCACUGAUACUUCGCCUGGAAGGAAAAAUCCAAGACUCCCUAGAACUCUUUCAGAUGUGUGCUGUUCUUAACCCUCAGUGUGCUGAUAACCUCAAGCAGGUGGCCAGAUCUCUAUUUCUUUUGGGAAAACAUAAAGCUGCCACUGAAGUAUAUAAUGAAGCAGCUAAACUUAACCAGAAAGACUGGGAGAUCUGUCAUAAUCUAGGAGUUUGCUACAUUUAUCUGAAAGAGUUGAACAAGGCAGAAGACCAGUUGCACCAUGCCCUACAUCUUAACAGGCAUGAUCUGACUUACAUAAUGCUGGGGAAGGUUCACUUGCUGGAGGGGAACUUGGACAAAGCCAUCGAAAUCUACAAGAAAGCUGUGGAGUUCUCACCAGAAAAUACAGAACUUCUUACAACUUUAGGAUUACUCUACUUACAGCUUGGCAUUUACCAGAAGGCAUUUGAACACCUUGGAAAUGCACUGACUUAUGACCCUACCAACUACAAGGCCAUCUUGGCAGCAGGCAGCAUGAUGCAGACCCAUGGAGACUUUGAUGUUGCCCUCACCAAAUACAGAGUUGUAGCUUGUGCUGUUCCAGAAAGUCCUCCACUCUGGAAUAACAUUGGAAUGUGUUUCUUUGGCAAGAAGAAAUACGUAGCAGCUAUCAGCUGCCUGAAACGAGCCAACUACUUGGCACCCUUUGAUUGGAAGAUUCUCUAUAACCUGGGCCUUGUCCACUUGACCAUGCAGCAAUAUGCAUCAGCUUUCCAUUUUCUCAGUGCAGCAAUCAACUUCCAGCCAAAGAUGGGGGAACUCUACAUGCUCUUGGCUGUGGCUCUGACCAACCUUGAAGAUACUGAGAAUGCCAAGAGAGCCUACACAGAAGCAGUCCGCCUGGAUAGCCUAAGCUCCACAGAAUUCCUGUCCGGUUGCCACAGGUGUAAUCCUUUAGUGAACCUCAACUACGCUGUGCUGCUGUACAACCAGGGCAAGAAGAGGGAAGCCCUGGCCCAGUAUCAGGAGAUGGAGAAGAAAGUCAACCUACUCAAGGACAGUAGCUCUCUGGAAUUUGACUCUGAGAUGGUAGAGGUGGCUCAGAAGUUGGGAGCUGCUCUCCAUGUUGGGGAGGCACUAGUCUGGACUAAACCAGCUAAAGAGCCCAAGUCACAGCACCGGACCACUUCAACCAGCAAAGGUGCCUGUUUCCAGCAGCCUCUGGGCUCUAAUCAAGCUCUGGGACAGGCCAUGUCUUCAGCAUCUGCAUUCAAGAAGCCCCCCUCAGAGAGAGGGGAAGGCAGGGAGAAAGAUGAGAGAGACAUCGGUAUGUGAAACAUUGAUCAGUUGCCUUCUGCACACGCCCUGACCGAGGACUGAACCUACAACCCAAGCAUGUGUCCGGACCAGGAAUCAAACUGGCAACCUUUUGUUUUGUUGGAUGAAGCCCAACCGAGCCACACCAGUCAGGGCUUAACCAAGGAAUUUUAAGACAAUCAAUCAAUGAUACCACUGAUGAAAUGCUAUCACAAUACUAUCUAUAUGUCCUUUUUAGAAGAAAGGUUAUGUAUCAUCGUUCCUUUGGGAAAGUUGUUAUUCAAGUGUAAAAAUAG
Molecule: messenger RNA, 1836 nt
Organism: Pteronotus mesoamericanus
Lineage: Eukaryota; Metazoa; Chordata; Mammalia; Chiroptera; Mormoopidae
Gene: BBS4
Product: Bardet-Biedl syndrome 4
Exons: 16
Coding region: 26-1558 (510 amino acids)
Biological process (GO): protein localization to cilium; cilium assembly
Cellular component (GO): ciliary basal body
Molecular function (GO): protein binding
Source: RefSeq, a predicted model, not a curated record